AUGAACUUUCUGCGGGGCGUCAUGGGCGGGCAGAGCGCCGGCCCUCAGCCCUCCGGCGCAGAGACGAUUCAGAAACUAUGUGACAGAGUAGCAUCCUCAACCUUACUUGAAGAUCGUAGGGAUGCUGUGCGUGCACUUAAGUCGCUUUCAAAGAAAUACCGUUUGGAAGUUGGGAUUCAAGCUAUGGACCAUGUUAUCCAUGUUCUCCAGACAGAUCGCUCAGAUUCUGAAAUAAUUGGCUAUGCUUUGGAUACGCUCUACAAUAUCAUAUCUAAUGAUCUGGAAGAAGAGGAGCAAGAAGAAAAUUCGCAGAAGCAAAUGGAAGACAGUGGAAGUCAAUUUACAGAAAUUUUCAUAAAGCAGCAAGAAAAUGUCACCCUUCUGUUGACCUAUUUAGAAGAGUUUGAUUUCCACGUUCGGUGGCCUGGAGUGAAGCUUCUUACAGUGUUGUUAAAGCAGCAGGGGCCCCCAGUUCAGCAGAUCAUACUCGUCAGCCCGAUGGGUGUCUCGAGACUGAUGGACCUACUGGCAGAUUCUAGAGAGGUUAUACGGAAUGAUGGUGUCUUGCUACUUCAGCAGUUGACAAAAAGUAAUGCAGCUAUCCAGAAAAUUGUUGCUUUUGAAAAUGCCUUUGAGAGAUUGCUGGAUAUCAUAACAGAAGAAGGAAACAGUGAUGGAGGCAUAGUUGUGGAGGAUUGUCUUCUUCUGUUGCAAAACCUGUUGAAGAACAACAACUCAAACCAAAAUUUCUUUAAGGAAGGCUCCUAUAUUCAGCGUAUGAAGCCCUGGUUUGAAGUUGGUGAUGACAAUGCUGGGUGGUCAGCUCAGAAAGUGACAAAUCUUCACCUGAUGCUGCAGCUGGUGCGGGUCCUGGUGUCCCCCACAAACCCCCCUGGUGCUACUAGCAGUUGUCAGAAAGCCAUGUUUCAUUGUGGAUUGCUUCAGCAGCUUUGUACAAUCUUGAUGGCCACUGGCGUCCCUGCUGAUAUUCUUACUGAGACCAUCAACACUGUGUCGGAGGUGAUUCGUGGGUGUCAAGUGAACCAAGACUACUUCGCUUCAGUAAAUGCACCUUCAAAUCCACCGAGGCCUGCCAUUGUGGUGCUGCUGAUGUCCAUGGUCAACGAAAGGCAGCCCUUUGUGUUGCGCUGUGCCGUGCUGUACUGUUUUCAGUGCUUUUUGUAUAAGAACCAGAAAGGGCAAGGAGAAAUUGUGUCCACGCUUCUACCUUCAACCAUUGAUGCGACUGGAAAUUCCGUCUCAGCUGGCCAGCUGUUGUGCGGAGGGCUCUUCUCCACGGACUCUCUCUCCAACUGGUGUGCUGCUGUGGCGCUGGCCCACGCUUUGCAAGAAAACGCCCCACUGAAAGAGCAGCUGCUGCGGGUGCAGCUGGCCACCAGUCUGGGGAACCCCCCCGUGUCCUUGCUCCAGCAGUGCACCAACAUCCUGUCUCAGGGAAGCAAAGUGCAGACGAGAGUCGGAUUACUGAUCCUUCUUUGCACCUGGCUGAGCAACUGCCCCAUCGCUGUUACACACUUUCUGCACAAUACUGCCAACGUCCCAUUUCUAACGGGACAGAUAGCUGAAAACCUUAGUGUGGAGGAACACGUGGUUCAGGGGCUGUGUGCGCUUUUACUAGGCAUUUCCAUUUAUUACAAUGACAACUCACUUGAGAAUUAUAGAAAAGAGAAACUAAAGCAACUGAUCGAAAAGAGGAUCGGCAAGGAGAACUUCAUUGAGAAGCUGGGAUUCAUUAGCAAACAUGAGCUCUAUUCCCGAGCAGCUCAGAAACCUCAGCCCAACUUUUCAAGUCCAGACUGCAUGAUGUUUGAUCAUGAAUUUACUAAACUGGUAAAAGAACUAGAAGGUGUUCUAACAAAGGCAAUUUAUAAGACCUCUGAGGAGGAUAAAAAGGAAGAAGAGGUGAAGAAGACCUUAGAGCAGCAUGAUAACAUCGUGACACACUACAAAAGUGUCAUCCGAGUCCAGGAUCAGGAGCUGGAAGAAUUGAAGAAGCAAGUAGAAUCUUUAAAAGUGCAAAAUGAACAACUGCAGACAACAGUCACGCAGCAAGUGUCACAAAUCCAGCAACACAAGGACCAGUACAAUCUGCUGAAAGUACAGCUAGGAAAAGACAAUCAGCACCAUAGUUCCUGCAACGAUGUGGUUCAAAUGAAUGGCGUUCAGCCAGAAGAAAUAAGCAAAUUGCGUGAGGAGGCAGAAAAAUGGAAGCACAAACUUGAACAACUGGAGCAACAGCUAAGAGAAAAGGAUUAUUUGAUUGAAACUUUGAAGUGUUCACCACCAGCAGUAGGAACAACUGAGGGGUCUUCACAAACGAAGAGUGGUCUUGAGGUGGAGAGUGAACUGCACAGGGAAGUUGAAACCUUGAGAGCCCAAAUCCAAUCACAGACGACAGAUAUUGCCAAACUUCAGACUGAAAAGCAAGAACUGCUUCAGCAAAUGAAUGAAAUUGUAGGCCUAAUGGAGGGAAGGACAUCACUGAAACAGCAGCUGGACUCUGCCAACAGUACCGCUGCUAUUUUGCGGACUGAGAAAAGCGCAUUGCAGCAGGAACUGGCCGAAUCUAAAAAAGAGCAGGAUGACCUUCUGGUUCUUCUGGCUGACCAGGAUCAGAAAAUAAUUGCACUGAAGAAUAAGCUCAAGGAACUUGGAGAACCGGUUGAAGAUGAGGAUGAUACCGAAUCUGGUGACCAAGGUGAGGAAGAUGAAGAAGAUGGGAAAGAAGAGACAGAAGAUUAAUUGGGUUUUAAUGCGUCAGAUUUGGGAAUCUCGUCUUGCAUUGAAAUAGCAU
Molecule: messenger RNA, 2815 nt
Organism: Euleptes europaea (tarantolino)
Lineage: Eukaryota; Metazoa; Chordata; Lepidosauria; Squamata; Sphaerodactylidae
Gene: USO1
Product: USO1 vesicle transport factor
Exons: 23
Coding region: 1-2763 (920 amino acids)
Biological process (GO): transcytosis; vesicle fusion with Golgi apparatus; intracellular protein transport
Cellular component (GO): ER to Golgi transport vesicle membrane; Golgi stack; endoplasmic reticulum
Molecular function (GO): protein binding
Source: RefSeq, a predicted model, not a curated record